AUGGAUAUGCUUGCAUCAAGGUACAGAUUGACUGAAACACCAAUGAGAUACACUAACCAUCACAAAAGAAAACCUUUGGAUUCUCUUACUACUACAAAGUAUUAGUACCCAUAAGUUGUCAAGUCAAGCCAGUUCAGACAAGAUUAUAAGGAGGAAAAACCAAUUCCAAAAGAAAUCUUUAAUCUCGAGAGAGAACACAGAAUAAUAAAUCCUCAUAAAAUGCAAUUACUGACAAUGACUUAAACAGACUUCAAACCAUUUGUUGCUCCACCAAGAGUAAAGACUCCUAAAGAGGGAUUUAUGACUAAUGCUCCCUCUACUAUAAAGUCAGACUACAAAAGUGAUUACCCUGACUGGGGAGCAAAUCCUAUUUUCAGAGAAAAAAGGCCAUAAUACCCAUUUUAUGCUUUAUAAUUUAAAGGUAACACUUCUUACAAAGAUGGGUUCCAAAAAAAAGAGAAGACUAAGACUGUCUAAGAUUAAAUGAGGGAGACAUCGAAUUCAAGAAUGUCUCGAAUAAAGUAAAUUUCUCAUUAUUUUCAUUAGCUUAGAAUUUAAACAUAUGUGCCAGCUUAAUUUACAUUCUAAACUUCAAUGUAGUCAGAUUAUCAACCAUUCACUGUUAAGUCAGUACACAUAAAGCAAAGCCUUUUAGAGAAGCAGAUGUGCAAACCUAAAUCAUCGAUUGAUGUCAGAGAUUCGAGGAAAAGCAAGACUCCGCAGAUACAUUAUACUACUACUCAAAAGUUAAAUUAUACAAAACAUAACUACAAGCCACCAUAGGUGGAUUAUAUUCCUUAUCCUUGA
Messenger RNA from Stylonychia lemnae, 807 nucleotides. The record is from the annotation of a GenBank genome assembly. NCBI's taxonomy places the organism in Eukaryota, Ciliophora, Spirotrichea, Sporadotrichida, Oxytrichidae.